GUUGCUUUGGCGCGCCCAAUCCCAUUCCAUUCCAUCCCAUCCCAUCCCUAAAUAACAGUAACGAGAACUUCAAGGUCCCUUUUCUUCUUUCGCUCGCGCUCUCUCUCUCUUUCUCAAGGUCUAAGGUCUGAAUGUCCUCGGCGACCAUGCUUUCCACUUCCUUGUCACUAUCAGCUGCUGCCUCUCGCCUUCCUCUCCCCACAAUCCCCAAAUUCCCACUUCCAAACUCUGCCACAAUUUCUUCAUUUUCCCUGCAUCUCACUAGAUGUUCUCUCUGUAUAGCCACCGAGCCUUCGCCUUCGCCUUCGCCUUCGCCUUCGCCUUUGAAAGAAGAUCAAGAACGCCAUGUGAAACCUUCUCUUGCGGAGGUCUCCAGGACUAUUAUGGAACUCGCCUCUGUUGGAACGCUGUCAACCACGGUUGACGAUGGGUGGCCGCUCGGUAUUGGAGCUCGGUUCGUCGUUGACGCCCAGGGACUGCCGGCUCUGUGCUUGAAUGACAGCGAGAGGUUCUUCCAGGCUUGUGGAAAGUCAAGUUUUCAUGUUGGGUUUGAGCAGAGUGGUUUGCGCACCCCACAAUGCACUAUUUUGGGGAGCUUAAACAAAACUGAGGAUGAAUCGCUCUUGAAGAGGCUUUGCACGAAAUGGGAAAGAAAGUUUGGUGAAGAAGUGGAUAAGGACUUUUUGUAUGUGAUUUCAGUUGAACGUGUCCUUCAGGUGGAAAAUUUCAAUGAGGGUGGCCUCUGGGUAAACUCAUUGGAAUAUAUAAAUGCUGAACCUGAUCCACUUAGGAACUUUGCUGCAAAGAUCGUCAAUGAAAUGAACUCUGUACAUUCUGAAGAAGUCCGCCGAUUGUGCAACAUUUAUGUGGACACAGAAUUUCAGGUUAGAGACACAAAGAUGAUAUGGGUUGACCGGCUAGGCUUUGACUUGUAUGUAUAUUCUGGCGACAGUGUGUUUGCAGUCCGCAUCCCAUUUCCUAGUGAAGUCACAGAUGAGAAGGGUGUGAAAUCAUCGUUCAACUCCAUGUCUCACUUGGCAUGGGAGAUAGAGAAGAACUACAUCGCUCUGGAUUUUGAAAAAGUCAAGACUCUGAAGAAGAUCAGAUAGUCUAUCCAUAACAGACUUUCCCACGGCUACUUCUAUCCAGUUUCAGAGCUGUUAUUUAUUGUGCUUUUUCAGCUGUAAAAGACAGCAACAUAUUGUAUUCUUUGGCAUGGUUUUGCUGUAUCAACAUUCAACAAUCUGUGGCAGAAUUUUUAUUAAUGGAAAUGGAUUGAAGAUACA
Molecule: messenger RNA, 1286 nt
Organism: Dioscorea cayenensis subsp. rotundata (Guinea yam)
Lineage: Eukaryota; Viridiplantae; Streptophyta; Magnoliopsida; Dioscoreales; Dioscoreaceae
Product: glutamyl-tRNA reductase-binding protein, chloroplastic-like
Exons: 5
Coding region: 132-1109 (325 amino acids)
Cellular component (GO): chloroplast
Source: RefSeq, a predicted model, not a curated record